GAGGAGGAGGAAGUCGGGGCCGAGCCGCUUCCUGUAGGCAGAGAGAUGAGCGCAGACAAAGCUGGGUGGGGACUCGCCGCUCGGGGCUGCUGCUGACCACCCUCCUCCUGCCUCCAUCCCUUCAUCCAUCUCUCCAUCCCUCCGUCCGUCCGUCCAUCCUUCCGUCCGUCCCGCCACAGCUCUCCCCGCGGGGGACUCAGGGCAGCACCUCCAGGUUGGCCAAGGGGAGCAGAUCUUUCCCUAGAGACAAAUCACCGCCCAUCCAGAGAGCAUACCUGGCCUGCCCAUGGCGAGCAACAACACUGCUAGCAUAGCGCAAGCCCGCAAGCUGGUGGAGCAGCUGAAGAUGGAGGCCAACAUCGACAGGAUAAAGGUGUCAAAAGCAGCAGCAGACCUGAUGGCGUACUGCGAAGCCCAUGCCAAGGAGGACCCACUAUUGACCCCCGUCCCAGCCUCAGAAAACCCCUUUAGAGAGAAGAAGUUCUUCUGUGUGAUCCUGUAAACCCUUGAGGAGCCUGACCAGCACUCAGGCCACCCUGAACACUGAUGUAGAGAUUUUAGGAACGGGGGACAACCUGCUAAGUCCGCAGAAUUUAAACAAAACUAAGUAAAAUAUACAGCCUGGAAGCUCCAGAGAUGUGCAUGUUUAAAGAACCUGGCCACCUUUU
Dryobates pubescens (Downy woodpecker) is the source of this 668-nucleotide messenger RNA. It is a transcript of the gene GNG2, whose product is annotated as G protein subunit gamma 2. The transcript is spliced from 4 exons. The record is from RefSeq and is a predicted model, not a curated record. Gene Ontology annotation, biological process: G protein-coupled receptor signaling pathway. Lineage: Eukaryota; Metazoa; Chordata; Aves; Piciformes; Picidae. Gene Ontology annotation, cellular component: heterotrimeric G-protein complex. Gene Ontology annotation, molecular function: G-protein beta-subunit binding. The coding region runs from base 287 to 502 and encodes 71 amino acids.